CGCUGCAACUUUUACACGAAGCCCCUCGGAAUUUCUUCGACCUCCUAAACUCACCCCCACCGCGAUUCUUCUCCCCUUCCCCCAAUCUCGCGUGAGGCGAACCCUAGCCCCGUGAUCCUCUCGCCGGAGAGGACGAGGGAGGGAGGCCAGGGACUCCUCGCCGGCGGCGAAGAUGGAGGUGAAGCUGUGGAACGACAAGCGGGAGCGCGAGCUCCUGGAGAGCCUCGCCGACCUGUACGCCAUCAUCAAGGCGACGGAGAAGCUGGAGCGCGCCUACGUCCGGGAUCUCGUCUCCGCCACCGACUACGAGGCCGAGUGCCUCAAGCUCAUCUCCCAGUUCAACUCCCUCUCGUCCUCGCUCGCCGGCGUCGUCACCAUCCCCCGAUUCGUCGAGGCCUACCGCCUCGACUGCCCCGCCGCCCUCAACCGCCUCGUGCAGUCCGGAGUCCCCGCCACCGUUGAGCUCCGCGCCGCGGCAUCCUCGUCCGCGCCGGCGUCAUCCGCGGCGUCUGCGGCAGCCAUCGCCCAGUGCGUCCAGAGCUUUAUUACCGCCAUGGACGCUGUCAAGCUCAACAUGCUCGCCAACGACCAGGUCCGCCCAUUGCUCCACGACCUCUCGACCUCCAUGGGGAAGUUGGGCCCCGUCCUGCCGCCGGACUUCGAGGGGAAGGUCAAGGUGAGCGAGUGGCUUGCCAAGCUGAAUAAGAUGGGGGCCGGGGAUGAGCUCACCGAGCAGCAGGCAAGGCAGCUCAAUUUCGAUCUGGAUUCGGCAUACAGUGCGUUCAUGGCUUCACUGCCCAGCACUGGCCUAUGAGAUCGUACUGUUUCAGAGUUGGUGUUCUUUCUUUUUCUUUUUGUUAUGCGGCUGUCUAUGGAUCAUUACUGCAUUGAUACAGGUCUGUGUAACUUGAAUUGUUCUACUGUAUUGUUUGUCAAUAUAAUAGCGCCAAUUUUGUGGUAACUGGUUAUAUAAAAUGAACAGUUCUUGAUUCUCAGCGCUGUAAGAUUGCAUGUACAAUGAUCCUUGUACGAAUACUCUGAAUGAUUGUGCUUAUGCUUCCAAA
This is a messenger RNA of Oryza brachyantha (malo sina), 1064 nucleotides long. Its product is annotated as vacuolar protein sorting-associated protein 28 homolog 1. Gene Ontology annotation, cellular component: ESCRT I complex. The record is from RefSeq and is a predicted model, not a curated record. Lineage: Eukaryota; Viridiplantae; Streptophyta; Magnoliopsida; Poales; Poaceae. The transcript has a single exon. Gene Ontology annotation, molecular function: protein-containing complex binding. The coding region runs from base 173 to 814 and encodes 213 amino acids. Gene Ontology annotation, biological process: protein transport to vacuole involved in ubiquitin-dependent protein catabolic process via the multivesicular body sorting pathway.